Equus quagga is the source of this 3061-nucleotide messenger RNA. It is a transcript of the gene GDF2, whose product is annotated as growth differentiation factor 2. Gene Ontology annotation, molecular function: cytokine activity; growth factor activity. The record is from RefSeq and is a predicted model, not a curated record. Lineage: Eukaryota; Metazoa; Chordata; Mammalia; Perissodactyla; Equidae. Gene Ontology annotation, biological process: SMAD protein signal transduction; BMP signaling pathway. Gene Ontology annotation, cellular component: extracellular region. The transcript has 2 exons. Bases 161 to 1444 code for a protein of 427 amino acids.
UCCAGGGCUGCACUGGAGAGCCUGUGAGCCUGCCGGCCGGGGGCUCCGUGCAGAGUCGGGGGCAGGACGAUGCAGGCCCGCGCCUCCCCGGCUCCUCCCCGCGCCCGCUAACACGCCCGGCACCCGCAGUCCCCUGUCCAGGGUGAGAGCGGGUCCCAAGAUGUGCCGCGGGGCGCUACGGGUGGCCUUGCUCGCCCUGCUGGCCUGCUCCGCUCAGGGGAAGCCGCUGGAGAGCCGGGGGCGAGCAGCAGGCGGGGGAGAUGCCCACCUCCCACGAGGGGGGCCUGGAGGUGAGCAGGAGGCGGGCACCUUCGACCUGAGGAUGUUCCUGGAGAACAUGAAGGUGGAUUUCCUGCGCAGCCUCAACCUGAGCGGGGUCCCCUCCCAGGACAAAACGCGAGCUGAGCCACCCCAGUACAUGAUCGACCUGUACAACAGAUACACCACCGACAAGUCGUCCACCCCCACGUCCAACAUCGUGCGCAGCUUCAGCGUGGAAGAUGCCGUCUCUGUAAUGGCCACAGAAGACCUCUCCUUCCAGAAGCACAUCUUGUUCUUUAACAUCUCCAUCCCCAGGCAUGAGCAGAUCACAAGGGCCGAGCUGCGGCUGCAUAUCUCCUGUCAAAGUCACGUGGACUCCUCUCACGAGCUGAAAGGCAACAUGGUCAUUUACGAUGUUCUGGAUGGAGCAGACGCCUGGGACGCCUCCAUGGGGACCAAGACCUUUCUGGUGUCCCAGGACAUUCGGGACGAGGGCUGGGAGACCUUUGAAGUCUCCAGCGCCGUGAAGCGGUGGGUCAGGGCAGACUCCACCAAAAGCAAAAAUAAACUGGAAGUGACCGUGGAGAGCCACAGGAAGGGCUGUGACAGGCUGGAUAUCAGUGUCCCCCCGGGCUCCAAAAACCUGCCCUUCUUCGUCGUCUUCUCCAAUGACCGCAGCAACGGGACCAAGGAGACCAGGCUGGAGCUCAGGGAGAUGAUCGGCCAUGAGCAGGAGAGUGUGCUCAGGAAGUUGUCCAAGGACGGUCUGGCAGAGGCGGAUGAGAACAAGGACGAGGAGGAUGUGGAAGGCUCCAUGGCUGCGGGGUUGUCUUUAGCCAGACGGAAGAGGAGCGCUGGGGCCGGCAACCACUGUCAGAAGACCUCCCUUCGGGUGAACUUCGAGGACAUCGGCUGGGACAGCUGGAUCAUUGCACCCAAGGAGUACGAUGCCUAUGAAUGCAAAGGCGGCUGCUUCUUCCCCCUGGCUGAUGACGUGACGCCAACGAAACAUGCCAUUGUGCAGACCCUGGUGCAUCUCAAGUUCCCCAUGAAGGUGGGCAAGGCCUGCUGCGUGCCCACCAAACUGAGCCCCAUCUCCAUCCUCUACAAGGAUGACAUGGGGGUCCCCACCCUCAAGUACCACUACGAAGGGAUGAGCGUGGCAGAGUGUGGGUGCAGGUAGUGCCGGCCCACGGGUGGGGGAAGCAGGGUGGAGGGAGGGUCCUAAUGACAGGUCCUAUGUCCCCCUGGGCACAACAGGGACUAGUCCCUCUGCAUGCCAGCCCGGAAAGGAAAGGGAGCCACCACGUCCUCAAGGUCAAGUCCUGCUCUGCCUCUCAUGGCCCAUCUCAAACUCACCCCAAGGGGUUUAACUGCAGGGGAAAGUGAUGGCAAGGGGCGGCGGCCUUUGGGGAGAAGAGGAGAGCCUAGAGGGUUGUUGGGGUAGAAGGGGAGAUGAUGCAAAGGGGACAAGAGAAAAACUAACCCAGAGUCAGCAGAAAACUGAGCAGACAUGAGCCAGAGGAGUAUAGACAGAUAGGUGGUGACUCACAGAUUGAUGGAAAUUAAAAGCGACGAGAAGGACAAGGCUGAUUCCAAUGACCUCAGGGAGUGCGGGGGAAAGGAGGGGACAGUGCUCUACACCCAUCAGUUCACUGAUCCCCACAACCCAGUGAGAUGGCGCUGUGACCCCUAAUUUACACAUGCAGAAACCAAAACUUGGGCAGGUCGGUGCACGGGUCAAAGACAAGAUUCCAACCCAGAGGUCUCCAUCGGUCUGCCCAUCACCAAAGCCCAGGACCUUCCCAAGGGCCCCAUCGCAGCUCAGCAGGUCAGCUUGCAGCUGAAGAACAAUUAGAUGCUGCGAGGUGAGGACUGUGGGGCAAGCUGGAAUGAGACCCGGCCGGCACCCACCAGUGUGGCCGGGCUGCCUGUCACACCCAGGGCACCUUCUGACUGCUGGGUACCUGUGCUGAUUCAGUGGCCAGAUGUUUUUUAAGAUCACCCCUGGAUCACUGAAAAACUACCCCCCAAACCAACGGCAGGAUGGAGAGAGCAGAGGAUGGAAGCCUGCAGGCUGCAGUGCACAUGGUCGCCGGCAGUGCUUUGACCCGUUGGCACAGUGCUCGUGUGGCCACUGGGUCACGCGGGGCCCCUCACCGCCCGUGGACUCAGACUGUGAGGUGGUUGGGAGGGGCGGCACACUUUACCCUGAGGGGUGGGCAGCCUGCAGCCCGUGUCUCUGCAGUUACUCUGCAUAGCCAACUCUCCAGCACAACCCGCCGUGGGCGUCCCUCCCACCAGGCCUGCCUGGGAGAAAGGGCCUGGAUUCGAAUUUGUUGGAAUAAAUGUGCUCUUGCUUUGGCAUUGGCAACAUCCCUGUUUUUACUCCUUGGUGACAUGUACUCAAGUGACGACAUCCAGGCAUACUGGGCGAGGGCUCCUGGCCACUGAAGAACCCGGGUCCUUGUUGGGCAUGGCCGGCUCUGCCUGCUUUGCUGGCUUUCUUGAGUAUUGUGCAUCGCAGCCCCUGUCCCGGGCUUGGGCUGCAGGACUGGACUCAGCCCCCACUGACCCCAAAGGAGGACAGAGUUUCCGUUUCCUCUGCAUUUCAUCCUCUCUCUAGACUCUCGGGGCCGCACAUGGAAUGGGAAUGGAGUGAAGUGAGGAAGAGUCUAGAAGUGGUGAAGAUUCCACUCCACGGCCUUCUCACGCUGGCCAGAGCAGAGCCUUUAGGAGGCCUCGAGACGCCUGGGCCCUUCCCACUGGUUGAAGCUCCCAGUAUAUUAAAUAAAAUGGU